CAUUGCCAAAAUGGGAGUCUCCUGGUUUAAAUGAAAUAAACCUCCCACGUGUAAAGACGAAAUUGCAGGAUGAGGAAAUCACCCAGCCACCAGCCUGGCGAUAAAUUCUCACUUCGUGUCAUUCUCCCUUGUCUCCCAUUUUGCUGCCUUGCUAUAGGCCUACAACUCUUUCCCUACAACUAUGCAGAUAUUUCAGAAACCUUACCAGCAGUUGUUUGAACACAACAAAUUCAUGUGCAAUUUCAUCAAGGACAAGAUGCAGAGCCACAAGGAGAGAUGGGAAGAAGGCAACGAACCACAAGAUCUGCUGGACUUCUAUCUGGAGUUCAUAUCCAAGAACAAAAACGACUCCGAUUCCAUUUUCAGCGAGGAGAACAUGGUUCAAAUUGUUGUCGACCUGUUGAUUGGAGGAGCAGAGACCAGCACAACCACUUUGUACUGGGGCCUCCUUUAUUUGCUCAAAUAUCCAGAUGUGCAAGAAAAAAUCCACCAUGAAAUAGAUGCCAUUCUGGAGCCUUCUCAAAUGAUCACUUACGAGGAUCGGAACAGAUUACCCUACACGAACGCCGUGCUGCAUGAAAUUGUUCGCUACAGCAACGUCACAAUUACAGGGCCCUUACGGAAAUGCCUGAAGGACAUUGUUAUCAUGGGGUCCCCCAUUGGAAAGGGAACUCUUCUGCUGCCCAAUGCUCAUUCUGUGCUGUAUGACCCAGAGCACUGGAAAACCCCUUGGAAAUUCAAUCCAGAACAUUUCCUUGAUUUUGAAGGCAAGUUUGUGAACAAUGAAGCUUACUUGCCAUUCUCAACAGGUAAAUUAAUGGAUCAAUAGGAACCUUGUUUCCAGAACCUGGCCUGAAUCGGCUUUUAGAAACCCGUAGAGCAGCGUUUCUCUCAACCUGGCCUACUUGAAGAAGUGUGGAGGUUCAAUCCACAGAAUUCCCCAGCCUGUAUGUUGGCUGGAGAAUUCUGGGACUUGAAGUCCACACUUCUUCAAGUUUGCCAAGAAUGAGAAAUACAGCUACUCCUUGACUUUCAAAGCAAAAAAAAAAUUGAACCCCAAAUUUCUG
Molecule: messenger RNA, 1067 nt
Organism: Notechis scutatus (mainland tiger snake)
Lineage: Eukaryota; Metazoa; Chordata; Lepidosauria; Squamata; Elapidae
Source: RefSeq, a predicted model, not a curated record